AUGAGUUCUGACCAAGAGGAGAAUGACAUGGUCUGUCAGAAAGCUGUGACUCUAAUUGUUGACCUCUGCCUGCACAACAGCACCCUGUUGGAUCAGGACACCUGUCAGGAUUUCCUCUUUGCGCUGACCAGCCAGGAUCCUGACCACAAAGAAGCAGACGCUCCUUUUGGCCUGGUGCUGGGUGUGUUUCUUGUUUGUGUCCUGGCUCUGCUGGGCCUUGUUACGCUGAUCUCCUGGAAGCUGUGCUGGGUACCGUGGCGGACAAAGGCCCACUUCCCCAGUCAAUCUCUCAACCCAGCCUGUAGCCCACAGCACUGCCCACUCCAGCCACCUCUCCUACUGCCCAGUCCCCAACAGCCACUAGUCUCCAUGGCGACAGAGAAGGUGAAGGACCCCAUGGGCUCGACUAGUUUCCUGGAAGCGGCAGUGAAGAUAAGCCAUACUUCUCCUGACAUCCCCACUGAUGUGCAGCUCUCCAUGAGAGAGCACUUCCUGCGCCGAACGCAGCGCAUGCAGAGACAAACCACUGAACCGGCCUCCUCCACACGGCACAACUCAUUUAAGAGACAUCUGCCCAGGCAGAUGCAGGUGGGCAGUUUAGAUCUGGGAAAUGACUAUAUGGUGGACAAGGAUGAGAAGCCAACCAGCAUUGGGCGCAUCCAGCCUGAACUCUACCAACAGAUGGCCUCAGAGUCCGAAGACUCAUCCAAGACUGGAAGCGGUAAAAACUGCGGCAGGAUUAACUUCUCACUCAAGUACGACUAUGAAAAUGAGGCACUCCUUGUCAACAUCCUCAGAGCAGUAGAUCUGCCUGCCAAGGACCUAUGUGGAUAUUCUGACCCUUAUGUGAAGGUCUACCUGCUGCCUGACCGCAAGAAGUUCCAGACUCGUGUCCACCGGAAGACACUCAAUCCCACAUUCAGUGAGAACUUCCAGUUUUCUGUGCCUUAUGAAGAGCUGGCUGUCAGGAAGCUACACAUGAGUGUCUUUGACUUUGACAGAUUUUCCCGGCAUGAUAUGAUUGGAGAGGUCGUGCUAGAAAAUUUGUUUGAGACGUCAGACUUGUCACGAGAGACGAACAUAUGGAGGGACAUCCAGUAUGCCACCAGUGAAAGUGUUGACCUUGGGGAGAUCAUGUUCUCUCUCUGCUACUUGCCCACCGCAGGCCGACUCACACUCACUGUCAUUAAGUGCAGGAACCUCAAGGCCAUGGACAUCACUGGAUACUCAGAUCCCUAUGUUAAAGUAUCGCUCAUCUGUGAUGGUAGACGUUUAAAAAAGAAGAAGACGAGCAUCAAAAAGAACACCCUGAACCCUACCUACAAUGAGGCCAUCAUCUUUGACAUCCCUCCAGACAGCAUGGACCAUGUCAGCCUGCACAUUUCCGUCAUGGACUAUGAUUUGGUGGGUCAUAAUGAGAUCAUCGGUGUGAUGAGGGUUGGCUCCCAUGCUGAGGGGCUUGGCAGGGACCACUGGAACGAAAUGCUGGCUUAUCCACGUAAGCCCAUCGCACACUGGCAUCCCCUGCUGGAGCCCAAAAAAUCUGAGAAGGAGUGGAAGGCCAGAACAGCCAGCUUUGACAGCCAGGGCUCCUGCCCCUCACCCAGGCCCCCCCCCGGGCCCCGAAAAGAGCCCCCUGAGACCCGGGGGGGGGGGGGGGGGGGGUCCUCCCUCCUGCUAAUCCACUUCCUGUCUGUGUGA
Messenger RNA from Nematolebias whitei (Rio pearlfish), 1701 nucleotides. RefSeq names its product synaptotagmin VIa (gene syt6a). The transcript has 7 exons. The coding region runs from base 1 to 1701 and encodes 566 amino acids. Gene Ontology annotation, molecular function: calcium-dependent phospholipid binding; phosphatidylserine binding; clathrin binding. Gene Ontology annotation, biological process: calcium-ion regulated exocytosis; regulation of calcium ion-dependent exocytosis; regulation of dopamine secretion. The record is from RefSeq and is a predicted model, not a curated record. Gene Ontology annotation, cellular component: membrane. NCBI's taxonomy places the organism in Eukaryota, Metazoa, Chordata, Actinopteri, Cyprinodontiformes, Rivulidae.